GGUGAAUGGGCCACAACAACCUUCAGAAGCGUUUGGGGACAUUUUAAAAAAAAAAAAGGCGCUCUCGGAGUUUCAGGAUGAACACGACCCUGAGGCACUGGAAGGAGGCGGCCACGCUCAUCUUAGCCGCAGGCCGCAGGCUCGCUCCGGCCGGUUUGACGUCCAGGACUCCGGAGGCUCCAGGCUCCCCGCUGGCCAGCAGCUGUGGACGGUCCCACCUGCCGCACAAGUCCGCCUUCGACUACGACGUGUUGCUGCUGAAGCGAAGCAGUAAAAGCGGAUUCAUGCCCAACGCGUACGUGUUUCCCGGCGGUAAGGUGGACCCCUCGGACUUCUCCAGUGAAUGGCUCGACAUCUUCAAGUCCUUCAGGGACUCUCCCAGGUUCGGUCUGGGAAGCGUCACCCAACCGGCGGAGAGCAGACCCCCGAUGUUCGCCACGGACCGCCUGCACCUGGGCUCUCCUGUCCCGGGGGAGGUGGCCUUCAGGAUCUGCGCCCUGAGGGAGACGUUUGAGGAGUGCGGGGUGCUGCUGGCUGUGUCCAAACAGGAAGCGAAAGGCGCAUUACUAAAAGGCAAAGAGGCCACAUGUGCAGUGAGCGGGUUGUGCAGCAGCGAACUGAGCAGGUGGAGGACUCUGGUGUUGCAAGACUCCUCCAACUUCCUCAGGAUGUGCAGGGAGCUGCAGCUGCUGCCCAACAUAUGGGCUUUGCACGAAUGGAGCAACUGGCUGACCCCUGUGGCCGGAUACAGCGCCGCGAGGUUCGACACAGCUUUCUUCAUCUGCUGCCUGAACGAGACCCCACAGACCCUGCAGGACGAGAGGGAGAUCGUGCGCUGCCAGUGGUCCACACCCUCAGAGGUCCUGCAGAGCUACCAGGCACAGGAGUAUUGGAUCGCCCCCCCACAGUUCUACGAGCUGAGCCGCAUGUGUCGCUUCCCCUCGCUGAACGACCUCCACAACUUUUCCAGCCAACGUGCCACUGAGGGCUGCGAGCAUUGGCUGCCCGUAGUCGUCCUAGAAGAUAAACACCACAUAUCUGUGCUUCCAGGUGACAAACUUUACCCGUCGACCACUUCAGGAGAGACUCAGGCGGAAACAAGCACGGACCCUCAGCUGGAGGAACCUCAGAACAAUACUGCACUGCACCGUAUGGUGAUAUUGAAUCCAUAUUCUACAAAUCUACAGAUCAACAUCAAACCCAAGUACAACCACCUGCUGCCAGUCAUCAUGCCAACCUCGGCUCAUGACCCUCAAAGUCAGCUUUGACUUGUGCUGAAGCCCCUCUGUGCACAGUAUAAUGACAAGAAGCUUAAUGAAACAAAACAGGUUUAAUAUUUUUAUUGUUACGCUUUUUCAUUUACACUAUCAACCUCAAGUGUUCCUUAUUAUUGCGUUAAAUUGUAAUUUAAUCUGGUUCUGUUGGUUUCUCCAUGUCAUUGAUAAACCCGAAAAAACCUGUAUGUCUUUCAUUCAUCUGGUUUCACUGACUUGACCUGUAUUUCGGGCCUCGUUAUCAGAAGACCUUAAUAGAAUAUGAGAAGAAUUGACAACUCGAUUGAUAACUGAUUUUGGUGCCACAGCAAAGGUGAGGAGAGAAGAGAAGUAUUACAUGUGCAAUGAAGAAAUUCCCUUUGAAAUGUUAAUCUAUUAGUGUCAAUCUGGUCAUGAUUAAAGUAUCUUUGUUUCAUUAAAACCAAGCAAUAACAUGUAGGCUGUAUUUAUCAAGUAGGAUAAACGGUCUCUGUGGGAAGUGUGGAACAGUCUAAUGAUUCCACUGAUCGAUAAAACGAUCUAUUGCCAUUUUUUAUUAUUUAUAUGUCAGGAUGGUUAAGGAUUGACGGCUCUGGAGAGGGAGAGAAGUUCCAGGUUCUCUGAUGCUCCUGCACCGAGAGCCUGACGGGGCCGGGAGGAGAAAUAUAAAGAAACAGAUUUACAUAGUUUAUAUGCUUGUGCUUAUGUGCCUUACUGUUCACAGGACCUCUAAUCUCUUAAAAGAUUCUACCCAGAUACUGAUGGGUUGGUUCUUUAGAAAAUGUUUUUGUUUGAUUAAAGGAGCUAAAACGUGA
Pleuronectes platessa (European plaice) is the source of this 2068-nucleotide messenger RNA. RefSeq names its product nudix (nucleoside diphosphate linked moiety X)-type motif 19 (gene nudt19). The transcript is spliced from 3 exons. Gene Ontology annotation, molecular function: hydrolase activity, acting on acid anhydrides, in phosphorus-containing anhydrides. Lineage: Eukaryota; Metazoa; Chordata; Actinopteri; Pleuronectiformes; Pleuronectidae. Gene Ontology annotation, cellular component: mitochondrion. Bases 78 to 1268 code for a protein of 396 amino acids. The record is from RefSeq and is a predicted model, not a curated record.